Molecule: messenger RNA, 875 nt
Organism: Musa acuminata AAA Group (dessert banana)
Lineage: Eukaryota; Viridiplantae; Streptophyta; Magnoliopsida; Zingiberales; Musaceae
Exons: 8
Coding region: 112-654 (180 amino acids)
Cellular component (GO): membrane; signal peptidase complex
Molecular function (GO): serine-type endopeptidase activity
Source: RefSeq, a predicted model, not a curated record
AACAGUGUUUCGCUUACGUUAACCUCACCUAGGGAUCCUGGAACGCGUUUCUCUGAACUCUUCGGGCAAAGCAGCGCGAGAAGGGAGGGGAGAGGGAGAUCAGCCGAGAGGAUGGGUUGGCUUGCGGACAGCUUGGAUUCCAUCCGUACUCUUCAGAUCAGGCACGUCCUCACCCAGAUCGUCAGCCUCGGUAUGAUCGUGACAUCGGCUCUCAUCAUAUGGAAAGGAUUGAUGUGUGUGACUGGAAGCGAAUCUCCCGUCGUGGUCGUUCUCUCCGGAAGCAUGGAACCCGGAUUCAAGAGGGGUGAUAUUCUCUUUCUUCACAUGAGUAAGGAUCCUAUUCGAGCUGGAGAAAUAGUUGUAUUCAAUGUUGACGGACGUGAAAUUCCAAUUGUUCAUCGUGUAAUCAAGGUUCAUGAGCGGCAGGAUACUGGAGAAGUCGAUAUUCUUACAAAAGGGGAUAAUAAUUUUGGUGAUGAUAGGCUUCUCUAUGCCCAUGGUCAGCUCUGGCUCCAGCGUCAUCACAUCAUGGGCCGUGCUGUAGGGUUUCUACCAUAUGUUGGUUGGGUUACAAUUAUCAUGACUGAGAAACCAAUUAUUAAGUACUUGCUGAUUGGUGCUCUGGGAUUGCUGGUCAUAACGUCCAAGGAGUAGAACUGUUGCAGUCGCAGAGGAAUCUAUGGAUAACAUUUAACAUGCGCGGCUACUAAGAUUAUUAUGAUCUUCAUGUUGAUGUUAGAAAGGAAUAUUAGAUCACUCUCCAGUUCAAUGCUUUUAACAUCUGGAUUUUGUGGACCUAGAAAAAAAAAAGGUUUAGCUUUUCUCUGUCCAACGUUUUAAUUCCUCGAUACAAUGCCACCAUAAAUUUUGCCGUA